GACAAGCGCUGCAUCAAGAUGCUCGGGAAGGCCAUUUAUAUUGUCGGUAUAAAGAUGGUUCCGGCUGCCGUGAGUUCUAGGCUACAUUUGGGCUACGUCGAUCAGCAAAGCAAGUCUAGGGCUUAGGAAUGUGUCCACAUUGAUUGUGGCAUCAAGUGCGGCCGUUGAACACGAGAUACUUACACACUUGCUAUGUCGUCGGUCCCCCCGUCGUCCGUCUAUCUUGCACUGCUGAUCCUUGGCGCGACAUUACUCGCGCGUCGAUGGGGAAACAAACACAACAGGGAAACCCUACCUGGACCCAAAGCCAUCCCUCUGAUCGGGAAUAUACACCAACUUCCGAGGGAGUACCUCGAACAGACAUUCGCACAAUGGGCUGGGAAAUACGGUGACCCAAUAUUCGCGAGGUUCUUUCGUACUCCGACGCUGAUCAUCAAUACCCAACGGGUUGCGCGGGAUUUGUUGGAGAAAAAAGGCGCGAUAUAUUCGAGCCGUCCCCGAACCGUCUUGAUGUCUGAGAUAAUGGAGUGGUUCACCGUCGUACUUCUUCCAUACGACAGCGAGUCGCGACGCAGACAACGGAAGUGGAUUCAACAUGCAUUCAACGACAAGGACGCGAUCAUCACCCAUGAACCCAUCCGAAGAAGGGAGACGUACAAGUUACUUUUGUCCUUGAUGCAAGAACCGGAAGACUUCGUGACGCACGUCAAACGGUUUGUUGCAGCGAUUCUGACCGAGAUCACUUAUGGCUAUACCAUCACGUCCCUUGACGAUCCGUGGUUUGUGUUGAUGGACAAAGCCGUCCAAGGCACUGGAGAAGGAGGGUCUGCGGCAGCGGUGCUCGUCGACUUCUUUCCCAUCAUGAAGCACAUUCCUUCCUGGAUGCCCGGUGCGGGCUUCAAACGGCAUGCCUUGGCAGUCAAGGAAGAUAUUCGAAAGGCUACGCAGAUGACCUACUAUUCAGUCAAAGAUGCCCUUGUAGCGGGUACCGCGAGGCCGUCAUUCGCGGCAGCGCUCAUCGAAGACGCGCAGCGAAAUGGAACAUUGGCUCGACACGAGCUCGAUAUCAUGGCAGCCUCAAGCACUAUCUACGCAGCUGGAAUGGACACAACAAGGGUUGUCUUGAUUACGUUCAUAUUAGCCAUGGUUCUCCACCCAGAGGUACUACGGAAGGCACAAGCCGAGGUCGAUCUAGUAGUUGGUGCCGAUCGACUGCCAGAACCGGACGAUAGGGAGAAGUUGCCCUACAUCGAGUGUCUCAUCAAGGAGACACUGCGCUGGUGUACGCCGAUUCCAUUGGGGAUCCCGCAUUGUCUCACAGAGGAUGACAAUUAUGAAGGAUACGCUAUUCCAAAGGGGUCAACCGUCUUGACAAACAUCUGGGCGAUGACUCAUGACGAGGAAACCUACCCGGAUGCGUUUGCUUUCCGGCCAGAACGGUUUAUCGGUGUGGACUCGAAGACAGCAGACAGCACUGAUCCUCGCGCCGCCAUCUUCGGAUUCGGCAGACGGAGCUGCCCAGGCAGGUAUUAUGCAGAGGCAAAUGUAUUCAUGGCAGUGGCUAGCAUAGUUGCGACGCUGCAUAUCAGUAAAGCCCGGGAUUCUAGAGGUGAGGAGGUGACACCGUCGACGAAGUUCGCUUCUGGACUUACUCGUGUUCCGCCCACUUUUGUUUGUACUAUUGUUCCUCGGUCCCCGCGUGCAGUGGGCCUUGUGUCCGAAUUGCUCGAUGGGUUACCCGGGUAAAUGAACCAUACUUCUACGCACGGAAUGACUAUAUGGGUCUGGCGCUGCAUCUGCAUUACUACGGC
Rhodofomes roseus is the source of this 1811-nucleotide messenger RNA. RefSeq names its product cytochrome P450 monooxygenase. The transcript has 15 exons. NCBI's taxonomy places the organism in Eukaryota, Fungi, Basidiomycota, Agaricomycetes, Polyporales, Fomitopsidaceae. The record is from RefSeq and is a predicted model, not a curated record. Bases 193 to 1746 code for a protein of 517 amino acids. Gene Ontology annotation, molecular function: iron ion binding; oxidoreductase activity, acting on paired donors, with incorporation or reduction of molecular oxygen; heme binding.